This is a messenger RNA of Amphibalanus amphitrite, 5555 nucleotides long. RefSeq lists its product as uncharacterized. NCBI's taxonomy places the organism in Eukaryota, Metazoa, Arthropoda, Thecostraca, Balanomorpha, Balanidae. The record is from RefSeq and is a predicted model, not a curated record. The transcript is spliced from 3 exons. The coding region runs from base 237 to 881 and encodes 214 amino acids.
CGGACGCGGCGCCAGUGGGCCGCCCGAGUGCGCUGAGGACGGCCGCACGGCGCACCAGCGCGCUAGGGCACAGCACGAGACAGGCGCGCGCGCACACGGGGCCGCCGGCCGAGACUGCCUCGGGCCGUGGCAGAGCGCGGCCGCGGCGGCAUCACUGCUAAGGACCAGGCUCCGCCGAUGCCCAGCUGCUGUCCCCGCUGCUGCUGCUGGUAGCCCCUGGCCAGCCACCGUCGGUGAUGGGGCUCCGCCUGCCUCUCAGCGCCCUGCUGCUGCUGCUGGCCACCCUGCUGUCGGCCGCGCGCGCCCAGCACGACACCGACCAGUCGCAGCCGCCGCCCGAAAAACGCCAGCGCGAGCGCAACCAGUUCGUGCCGUACAACUCGUACGCGCCGCGCGAGCCCAGCUGCGAGCAGCUGAGAGCCAUGUGGAAGCUCUCCAAGCGACAGCACCGGAACGCAGUGCGCACAAACGCCGUGCCCCGCUACCAGGAGCCGUACCUGCUGGGCCGCGUGCACGACACGCUGCGCCACAACCCGCUGUACGACGCGCCGCGCCACCGGCCGCAGCCCACCUUCGGCACCGUGGUCAACGGGCCGGGCGAGCACCAGCGUCAGUUCGCCACGCCGGCGCUCACCGAGCUGGUGCAGAGCCGGCCGGCCGGCCGUCCGGCCGACCACAACCUGCGUGACCUGGUCCGCAUGCUGGAGCGGCCCGAGCUGCCGGCGGCGCCGCCCGAGCCGCAGAGUCUGAGCGGCGCCCAGUACGGCCGCGUGCGGCUCUACCCCCGGCCGCGCUCUGACGCCUCGGCGGCGCGGCGCCUGUUCCAGCGGCGCGCCGCCGCCGCCGCACCUGGCAGACAUCGAAGGAUACCGGACCUGUAGACGGCGGGAGCAGAGAUCGGCUGAGCACGCUCCGGAGGGGCGCGUCUGUCCGGUCCGGUCCCGGCGCCAGGUGUGCCCCCUGAGCCCACAGCUGCUGCUGGGACCCGACCCGGACACCGGACACCGGACCCGGACCCGGACACCUGCGCCAGCGCGCAGGACUGCCCUGCCGAGGACACCUCCCUUCAGAAGACUCACCGACGCCGAGAAGGCAGCUCCGAAAGGCUACCGCGGCGGAAAAGGGAACGUUCCACCUAUCGGCAGCAUACGGCUACCGACUUUGGGCAGACACACAUUAUUUUUGUCCUGUUCGCACUAAUGAUGUCAUAAUGUGUCGAAGUAUGGGAAGGUGUUUCAUCUUUGUCGUCUCCGUUGCAUUGAUAGAGAGUUACUCACAAAUAAGCAAUGAGCUCGAGCAAUUACCGCGCACAUUUAGUGCGCAUGGCACGCAUGAACAUUCAGUAUAUCGUGAUGUUGUUCACUGACACCGGUGCAUAGUACACUCAAGCUCGUAUUUGUAGCUUGCACGAUGAACAAAGCAGCUUAGGAGCCCCGUUGAUACUAUUUGGGACAUACAGCUCACCUCAUCGAUCUAAAUUUAAACUACGCGCUUUUAAUGUGACCAGUCAUCUCAUUUCUGUUCGUUACGGGAAACAGACUCGGGCAUGUAUCAUGAUGGGUAAUGACACCUCUCGGCGUGUCAAGUGAUGUGGCUGAGAGCACGCGCCCGGCGGCCGGCGAAGUGCGCUGCCCCGGGGGUCGUCGAUCACCGUCGAUCUCCGUAGUCGGCGCUGGCUGUUGGGGGCAGGCAGAGCCCGCCCGUCUUCAGAGGGACCGCUGACCACCUGCCUGUCAGUAGCGACCCUCCGCGGGCCGCGGCGGUCCCACCGGCCGGCCGGCGCGCGGCCCGCCGCCGCAGGGUCGAUCGCCGGUCGCCGGGAUCGGCCACCGGAAAUCGGACAUGCCUGCCGGCUCAAUAGCUGUCGGCCCGUCUGGAGACAGCGCGCGGCGCUGACAGAGGAGCGGGGCGGGGCGGCGCGCGCGGCCGGGGGCACGCGACACCGACACCGGCCUCGGCCGCCGGCGGCAGCAUUGAUCCCGUCCCGAGCGGCGACCCAGAUGAGUUGGCAGCCGCGCGGUCGGCCAGCGCCGCUGGCACCCGCGGUAAUCGGCCGCCAGCCGACACCCCCGUUUGGCGGCGCGCGACGCGCGUCAUCGGCGCAUAGCGCGCCACCGGACCAUCGCCGAGCGGCGGCCAACAGCCGCCGCAGCUGGCGCCUUCGCGAGAAACGGUCACGAGUUUCAGUCAGCCGACCGUCUCCCGCCGACGGCAGGAAGCCGUAUUUUCCUGUUUGGUCGCUCUCGGGCGUCAGCGCCAGGCGGGCCGCUUCAUAAGUGCGCCGACGGCGGCCGGCGCGGUUAAAUUGGUCCCUCCGAGGCCUGUUAAGACGCAACAGAUGACGGGGAUUUGUUGCCGGAAGUUUACGACAGAUGAUUCAGCAGCUGGUGUCUGGCUGGAGGUCGUCUGAAGCGCUGUCGGGCGCUCCUGUCGAUGAUGGACGGUCGGCUCAGAAAGAUGACCGGCACAAACGGCCGCGCCACCGCGCUCCACGCCAUUUGCACGGGCGGCGUUCGUUUCCGAGGCGAAUGGGUGAUAUUUCGGCGGAGGUGGGCGGCCCAGUAGCCUUUCCGCCGGGUCUGUCGGCUCCAAUACCGGGAGGGCGCGGCGCCGCGGUCAGCAGAUGGUCUGGACGGACGGCGCAGCUGGUUACCGGGUGGUCAGCCGAUGGUUGAUGCGGUGCCCCUGACCGGCCCUAUCAGAGCGUGGCAGCCGGUGUUGGCCGACCGCCGGCCACCUCAGCUAGCCCGGCCCGCCGACCGGGCGCCGCCGCACCGCCGUACCGCGCCAGCCAUUCCGGCACCAGUCAUCUGACGUCACAACGCCAAAUCUAAACGGCGUUUGUCUAAUCUCAGUCGCCCAAGUGUCUGCUUCAGCGCUUGAUAUAUAAACUAAUAAUGUCCGUUUCUAAAUCUGUCGAGACUCGAGCUCGAUUGACUGGCGGCUGCCCGAUCCAAAUGGGCGCGCCGGCCGGGCCCGGGCCGCUGCCGCCGGGGCCGGGUCGAGCUGCAGCCGCGUCGCGCGCACGGUGGCCGCCGUUUGUGUAUGGGCGCCGCCGCGGCGGCCGCGCUGUUGGCUCUGCGGCGUUAUUGUGUUGACCCGGGCCGGCCGGACGCCGGCGGUGUCCCGCUGCCCGCCCGCAGACCCUGACCGACCGCCGCGCCGGCCGAGGCGCGACCCUGACCUCAGGCCGGCGCCGCCGCCGACCGCCCCUGCCCCGCUCCGGGCGUUAGCCCGCCGGCCGGCCGCCGCUACCGGUGUGGACGCUUCAGCAGGCCCAGAGUCGCGGCCGAUGCAGACUUAUCUCGUCAAAUGGUUCACAUGGUCUUCCAAAUAAUCUCAACUCGGGGAACAGAUUUAUUACCCGUAGGAGAGCGUAGAUCUGCACUCACUCGUAUCUGGACGCACCUUUUGUAUUGGCACUAAAUCGGAAAUAGGGUUUUUGAGUGUAUAAAUUUAAGAUUGGUGGUCGCGCUGGACGUUCUGAUGAGCUGGUCGCCGCCCCCGCCUCGGCGUCGGACCGAUGGAGGGUGGUGAUAGGCUACGGGCGACCCACAGGCGCCGGCUCACUGUACUUGUUGUCUAUUUUUCGAGCGUUUGUAUGUUGUAUCGCUGGGGCGUUGGCUGGUUGUCUGAUGGCGCAGAGACGAGCGCAUUGUUACGCCGGGUCCGCAGAGACCCUGUCUGGCCGAACCGGCCGUCCGCCGCCGGCCGGCCCCGGCGUGCUCCCGCUCCUUCCUCAGACCACACUCGGAUCUCAGUUUCGGCCGCAGUACUUACUCAUGUUUGUCCCACUUAUCGUGUGAUGUGGCUGGCCACUACUUAGUUUCCCUCACUCUGUUUUACACCUGCGUCGCCCCGUCCGUCCCAUCCCUGGACGGCCGGGGUGCCGCCGGACUGUUGCACCUCACGCCCUCACGGCAACCAGACCCGAUGGCUAUCAGCUCUGCGGUCGCUGUGUGUGCCGUACAUACCUCCACAGCAGCUCUGUGCUCUGUGCGGAGCCGGGCGGGUCUCAGCGCGCGGCGGCGGCCGGUGGCUGCGCGGCAGUGCGCUCGUCACCCCACAGGCACGACCGGGCGCGUCUGACGACACGAGAGGAACGAGAACUGUGAACGGAUGUGACGCGCGCGCGCUCCGAACCGCCGACCUGUCCUGUCGAUACAGCACCCAUCUGGGACUGUGCGCGGUCACCGAGCUAUCGUCACCGCUCUGUCCCCGGACUAUCGUCACCGCUCUGUUACCGACACCCCACCGGGCGACCCGGCCGGCGGCGCUCUCCGCUCCCCGGGUGAGCUCGGUGCUGAGAACGGCGACGGCCGGCGGACGUUCGACGCGCCUCGCGCUGCGUCGCACGCGAUCGUACACCACUUCCAUGAACAGCGGUGGGCGCGCUGGUUGGUCUGUGUUAUGUUUUUGUCGGUGCGCUGUUCUUGUAUUUUCAAUGGGCACGCAGAAUUUGAAUAUCUAUACUACUCGUACAUGGCAUGUGCAUAGAUAACUGGAAAAACUCUCGGAAAGACGUUUACUUGACGAAGUUCAGCUGAAGACUUGGUCAAGUUUUUAAAUGUUUCAUACUGCAAGCGUAACCUUAUGUUUCUACCCAAACUGCCUAUUGCUGUCCAUCAUAUUUAUUGUAUGAAAAUUCAAAACUUCGAUAUUUGCAAAGGUUCAACUUAUGACGUUUAAGCUGACCCAAAAGAAAAACGUGAAUAAGACCUUGCAACCUUGAAUGUAAAAAGGCACUUUUUAUCUUAACUAUGGCCGCAAUGAUUUACUAAAGUCUGUAGCGCAGGAGUCGACCUCCGGGAGACGUUUUCUGAUAUCAAUGCACAUGUUUCUCGGGGGUGUGUGGGAACUGGGACAUCCGUGUGGCAGGCAGCUCGGUCAUCUUGCUUUAACGUGAUUGUACCUGUCGGCGACAGAUUUAUCUGCUAGUUAUGUCCUCAGCGGCGACUGAAAGUACACUCUAGGGGCGCUGCACAGUGGAGCGCCUCCUUCCAUAUAAUCUGUAAUCGGCACUCGCUGGCACGGUCGUUCCACCUCCGCGCACCUCGGCUCACCGGCGACUGGCGACUGCACGGCGCCCGCUGCGACCUCAGGCUACUCGUAUAUCAAUAAUUAUCGUAUCACCGGAACGAUCAUAUCCUCUAUGGCAUAUCCUGACUGCAUAUCUAAGUCGGCACACGUCUCUGUCUCUGUCUCUGUCCCUGUCUCUGUCCCCGUCUCUGGCUCUGUCUCUGUCUCUAUCUCUGUCUCUGUCUCUGUCUCUGCCCUCGGCUCCGUUUCGGCGGACUCGGCUGAGUUUGUGUGCGAACAGCGCCCGAUGACGUCCGUGGUCGGCCGUCUGCCAACACACCGUCGUGACGUAACUGUGACGUCACCAGCUGUCCGAGACGAGGCACGGGCCAGACGUCACCGCUAGAAACUGCGUAUAGCUUUGUUCUUCGAGCUUAUGAUAAAUAUUACUGUCAAUAGCUAUACGGCGUCGUGCAUGCUGGUAUCGACUCACCGCAGGCCAGACAAAAAUAAAAUCCUUAAUAACAUGUCUACUA